This is a messenger RNA of Spea bombifrons (plains spadefoot toad), 1687 nucleotides long. RefSeq names its product inhibin beta C chain-like. The record is from RefSeq and is a predicted model, not a curated record. NCBI's taxonomy places the organism in Eukaryota, Metazoa, Chordata, Amphibia, Anura, Pelobatidae. The transcript is spliced from 3 exons. Gene Ontology annotation, molecular function: hormone activity; growth factor activity; cytokine activity. Gene Ontology annotation, biological process: BMP signaling pathway; SMAD protein signal transduction. Gene Ontology annotation, cellular component: extracellular region. The coding region runs from base 194 to 1270 and encodes 358 amino acids.
CUUGUCUAUUGGAAAUUUAUUAUUUUUUUAAAUAUUCAUUUAUCAAAGUUCCUGUUGUGGAAAGAAUCAGAUAGAUUAGCAUUUUUUUUCCAAACAAAAAACCACAUCUGACUAUGAAUUUUGUUUAAGAACUUCAAGAAUUAUUCAGCAUCGUAACCUCUUCAUUACGAAAUCUUCUGAACUCUUUGAAAUCAUGACAGUUCAAUUCUUGGUGCCUAUUCUGCUGGUUACUUUGAGGGCUUGUUUGGUAGAAUCAUCCUGCGCUGCCUGCAGCACUUUUAGCCAGCCACUGGGAGAGCAAGCUAAGAAAGAGAUACUGGUGGAAGUGGCCAAGCAGAACCUCCUGAGCAAACUUCACUUGAGACAGCGGCCAAACAUCUCACACACUGUGUCCAGGGAGACGCUGGCACAGGCAUUGCAGAGACUGAACAUCAGGUCGGAUGAGGAUUCAUUAUUAGAAUUUCCAGAAGAGAAUAUUCAACUGAAUGAUGAUUUAGGCACUGAUCAGGACUAUGAAAUUAUCAGCUUUGCUGACAUAGACAGCUCCCAGGCCUCUAGAACAAUCCUUCAUUUCCAUCUCAAUGCAGAAAAAGGUAAACAACAGGAGAUCAAUAAUGCAGAUGUAUGGCUCUAUCUGCAGACACCUCCUGAAGGCAGGGUAUCUGUGGCAGUAACAACAUCCCGAUCCAAGAAGCAGACAGUGAAAGACACAGUCCAAGUGGAAGUAGUAAGGAAAAACUGGUACACUGUUACUUUGCCAACCCUUUCCAAAACAGCUCUUAGUGGUGAAGAAAACAUAUACCUAGAACUGGAGUGCUUUGAAUGCCAGCAUCCACCUCUAAUGAACAAUAUUAGUGAUGCGCAUCGCCCAUUCCUAGUUGUAAAAGCACACAACAAGAAGACUUCCCCUCGCAUUCGUAGGCAUAUCACCGAAUGUGUCAGUGACUUGGAUAUGUGCUGUCGGAAGAACUUUUAUAUUGAUUUCAAAGAGAUUGGCUGGAGUGACUGGAUUAUAAGUCCAGAGGGGUACCACAUGAACCUCUGCGAAGGCAAAUGUCCUAUUCACCUAGCCAGAGUACCAGGGAUUGCUGCAUCUAGUCAUACUGCUAUAUUCAGCCUCAUUAAGGCCAACAACAUGUAUGCCAGCCUUAGCUCCUGCUGUGUUCCCACCAAGCGGAGGCCUUUGUCAGUACUCUAUUUUGAUAAAUAUAAUGUCAUUGUCAAAACAGAUAUUCCAGAUAUGAUUGUAGAAAGUUGCGGUUGUACCUAGUGCCUACUUCUGCCUUUAAGUUGCCAUGGGUUUUAUCCUACUGAGUAUGUGAACUUCCUUUUUUAGAUGUGUAUAAUAUGUUGCUUCAGUAUGUUUACCUGUUUAUACACAUUUCUGUUAAGAAAAAAAAUGUACAUGUUCAAGUACACUGAUCAUGAGCCACAGCUUAUCUAAUCAACGCUGGCCGGGAGAGCAAAGCUGAUGCAGGUGGGCAAUGAGGAAUCAUGAUAUAGACUCCAUUACAGAAAGUCAAACUUACAUUUAACAAAAAUAGAAAAUUUAAAUGAUAUUAUUCCAAUAGUUAAUUGACUUUUACUUUAAAUCACUAGUCAGUUGAAACACCAACAAGAAAUAGUCAGGGAGUCAUACAGAAGGAAUUGACUAAAUGUCUCAAAUAAAAUUUUGGCUUAUCUAAAA